Molecule: messenger RNA, 2196 nt
Organism: Xyrauchen texanus (razorback sucker)
Lineage: Eukaryota; Metazoa; Chordata; Actinopteri; Cypriniformes; Catostomidae
Product: diacylglycerol lipase-beta-like
Exons: 12
Coding region: 1-1659 (552 amino acids)
Biological process (GO): lipid metabolic process
Source: RefSeq, a predicted model, not a curated record
AUGAUAUUAACAAUCCUUGAUAAUGAUUUCAUUGUGUUGUCUCUUGCUCUCCUCAGCUGGGUUAUCCUUCUCUCUAUGGCUGUGGGUGUGCUCCUAGUGUUUGACCCUCUGGGCAGCCAGAGGCAGACUAAUCUGACUGAUCACUCUGGUCUGAGGGACAUGGAAAGCAGCGAAUCCUCUCAGUUCUUUUACACUGCACGCACGCUGGCCACGCGGGUGUGGGAGAGUCGGCUACGUCUACUGUGCUGCUGCCUGCCACAGGACGAUAACCAUCGCGCAGCCUUCUCUAGCAUCGCCCAGCUCGUCAGCAGCUUCUUCAUGGAUACAGACCUGGUGCCCAGUGACAUCGCUGCUGGUCUGGCCCUUCUACAUCAGGAACAGGAUAAAAUGGAGUACUGUAGAGACCCUGAUGAGAUUCUGCCUCAUAGCCCUUCCUCCCCCAUAAGAGAAGAUCUGGAGGUCGAGCUUGAGAAAGCUGCUCACUGUAUGCAGUUCGCUGCAGCUGCAUACGGCUGGCCAAUGUACAUCUAUUCUAACCCGCUCACUGGAAUUUGCAAACUCAGUGGAGAUUGCUGUCGAAACCGUCAUGCAGAGUACGACUUAGUGGGAGGAGACAACCUCGGCUGCCAUUUCACCUCCAUCUUACAGAGCACAGGGCUGCAGUACAGAGACUUCAUCCACAUCAGCUUUCACAAUCAGAUCUAUGAGAUCCCAUUUUUCGUGGCAUUGGAUCACAAAAGGGAGGCGGUCCUGGUUGCUGUGAGGGGAACUCUGUCACUCAAGGAUGUGUUGACAGACCUCUCCGCUGAAUGUGAGAAUCUGUCUGUUGAAGGCAUGUCAGGAACCUGCUAUGCUCACAAGGGCAUUUCUCAAGCCGCAAACUACAUAUACAAGAAACUUGUCAACGAUGGUAUUUUGAGCCAGGCGUUCAACAUUGCACCAGAGUAUAAGCUGGUGAUCACGGGACACAGUCUCGGUGCAGGAACAGCAUCAUUGCUAGCUGUACUUCUACGCAGCACACAUCCCACUCUGGAGUGCUAUGCUUUCUCUCCACCAGGGGGCCUCAUGAGUAAAGCACUAGCUGAUUACUCAAAGCAGUUUGUCAUCUCAGUGGUGCUUGGAAAAGACCUUGUGCCCAGAUUGAGUAUUCCAAACAUGGAAGACUUAAAAAGAAGAAUAUUAAAAAUGGUAUCUAAUUGCAGUAAACCCAAGUACAAGAUAUUAAUGCAUGGCUGCUGGUAUGAGGUGUUUGGAGGAACCCCUGAUGAUUUCCCCACGGAGAUGGAGAACCGGCGGGAGGAGGAGCUAAAUCAGCCGUUGCUAGGCGAGGAGAGCCUGUUGGUUCAGCGUUCAUCCACUUAUCAGAGCUUGUCAUCUGAUGACUCGCCCACACACCCCACCCACUUACCCCUAUACCUGCCCGGUCGUGUCAUGCACAUCACAGAAGAGGGACCCACACGCAGACACUGUUUCUCCCAGGCAAGGUACCGUGCUGAGUGGUCUAGUGAGACGGCGUUCCGUAAUGUUCUGAUCAGCCCGAGGAUGAUUGCUGAUCACAUGCCUGAUGUGGUUCUCCGGGCCCUGCGCAGUCUCACCCGUGACCGUCCAUUUGCUCACUGCACUUCUUCCAUGAGCAGCAGCCACCUGAAUGUCAUUUGAGCAGAGGAUGCCUGGAGCCUUAUCUUUACAUGCACAAGCAGACUGCAAGGAGCACAACUUUACUGGACUCCCCUCAGUCAUUUUACUUAGAGCGGUUCAGCUCUUGCCUAUUUAUUUCUGUACUGUAAUGUGAAUAUUUCUUUUUAAUUUUUGUAAUUUGUUCAAGUUGAGCGAUUGCGACUUAAAGAGGAAAGUAAUCGGUAUUAGCUUUGCAAUGGUGGUGUGCUGUUUUGUGAUGUAUGUCAGCGACAUGUAAUAAGAAUAUCAGAGUGAACAGUACCUCGCCUAAAGUGAUUAAAGAUGAUACAGACUGAUUAUAGAUCAGUAAAAGACAUCCUCAGUAUAAGAUUUGGAUGCAUGGCUUCAAAUGCAUGGAAAUAUUUCAAGAGCUUCAAGUGUGUCUGUUCAUUUAAUCCAUUACACCCGUUUCAAUUUGUUUCAGGUAAUAUAUGCAUUUUAAAAAAAUAAAUAUGCUGAGGAGAAAUAGGUCUGCUCCGUUACAUGUUGCAACAAUGACACAAUAAAAUUACAUUUGAG